Diprion similis is the source of this 651-nucleotide messenger RNA. RefSeq names its product WAS/WASL-interacting protein family member 2-like. Lineage: Eukaryota; Metazoa; Arthropoda; Insecta; Hymenoptera; Diprionidae. The coding region runs from base 1 to 651 and encodes 216 amino acids. The record is from RefSeq and is a predicted model, not a curated record. The transcript is spliced from 4 exons.
AUGCCAGCCACACCGCGGUGUGGCAUGUAUCCCCGCCGGAGUAAUCCCUAUCCCCUCGCAAAGAAGCCGCUAAUCGGUUUGUCGAGUGGCCUCCCUAUCCGUGCGAUCCCCCCAGUCCCUAAUCUUUAUAACGUCGACCAGCCGACGGGUUCCCCUGCUAAUCCGAGGCAGGGUAGACCGCCGGCCAGACCCCAAGUUCAACCCCCAGAUUGGCUCCAGACGGUCGUGAGGGGCGGUUCUCUCACUUUAGACAUGUGGUUUCCUGGGACCUUUGCCGGGAGAACGAGUCUCCUGGACUUACGUUUACCCGUAGUACGCUACAGCGGUCCGUUAAAAGGCACUGACGUCACUCGCAGCCCCGGUCGGUCGUCACCCUCCGCUCCACCCAGGGCCUUACCGGCUAGGUUAAACCUACCGGGACUGAGCGUCCCGCCGGCAUCGCCCCCAGGGUUCAACACGGAGAGCCUCGAGCCCCCACACCACGACAAGGUGACAGCCACUGCCGGAUUUUUACCGGCUAAAACCCCUCCGCCGCCGCCCUCGCCCAGGGCGAAGUGGAACCGCUUUCGCAUUACUUCGCUUCGCCCCUGUGGCUGGCCAGUUCUUCGUGGCCUCUCUCCGCCUCCCUCAGCGUCGCGUGAGCCAUCUUAA